Molecule: messenger RNA, 339 nt
Organism: Miscanthus lutarioriparius
Lineage: Eukaryota; Viridiplantae; Streptophyta; Magnoliopsida; Poales; Poaceae
Source: the annotation of a GenBank genome assembly
AUGGCUGCUCUGAAGAUUGCCACCGUGUGCAUGCUGCUCCUGUUUGUCGGCUCAGACCUGGCGCGCCCGGCCAUUUGCCUUGCAUCAUCCCCCGAUGAUCAGGAGGCCGCGGCCGCCGGCGCGCUGCUGCGGGAGCUCCUGGAGCGCGAGCUCACCCAGAAGCUGAGCCUUCUUGCUGAACAGCACGGCGGCGACGUCGGCGAGGUCUGCCCUCCCGCGUGCCAGAUCUGCCUGAUAAUUUGCGCGAUCACCUGUGCUCUCAACCCCAACCCGGCAACCUGCUUCGCCAACUGCACCGUCGCCAACGGCUGCUUCACCAAGACUUUGCCGGUCGCAUAA